Gastrolobium bilobum is the source of this 876-nucleotide messenger RNA. RefSeq lists its product as uncharacterized. Lineage: Eukaryota; Viridiplantae; Streptophyta; Magnoliopsida; Fabales; Fabaceae. Gene Ontology annotation, biological process: RNA processing. The record is from RefSeq and is a predicted model, not a curated record. The transcript is spliced from 2 exons. Bases 1 to 876 code for a protein of 291 amino acids.
AUGGGCAAGAAAGGAGGGGCAAAAAAAUUGCCAAAUUUAGAAUAUGGGUCCCGCACCCCAAUAUCAUUGAGGGAAGAAGCCACUGGAAAAAUACAAACCAAGCCAGCCUCUAACCUCAAGUCAAUUUUGCGAUUUGAGCACUUGAAAAAGCUAGCAUUGUGGGCAACUAAUGACCCUUUGAUACCGUCUUUGGGUGCCUUCUAUGGCCAGCAUUUGGCUACCGUUGGAGAGGCCACAGGAAUACCGCCUGAUCCUUCUUUAAUGACUUGCCAAAGAUGUGAAACUGUACUGCAUCCCGGCUUUAAUUCAACUGUACGAAUUGAGAAGAAUAGAUCAAAGGUGAGACAUAAACACAGGAAGUCGGGUACCGUCACUCAAAAUAACAUAGUAUACAAGUGCCAUUUCUGUUUCCAUCAGAAUUUGAAGAGAGGGACCCCUAAGGGACAUAUAAAAGGAAUAUGCCCAUCAAAAGAUAAAUCAUUGUUAGAAUCAACACCUCCUUCAAGACCCGUCACACACGGGUGUUCAAAGUUAGAGAAAGGCAUUAUAAGCAAAGAUGAAGCUAAUGAAAUAAAUAUGUUUGCUUCACGAGCUGUAGUUAAGGACGUGGCUCUUAUAGAUAGUCUGGCAACUCCCCCAAGUACAAGUACUACGUCUACAACCUUGUCAGAAGGGAAGAAGAGAAGGAGAAAUAGUUUGACGUCUGAGAAAGCAAUUGAAAUGACAGGCAUGUCUGCAAAAGUAGAAGAAGCAAAAUCUCUAAGCACAGCGAGCAAAAGACGAAGAAAAUCUUGGACUAGUUUAAAGAAAAUUGCUCAGAGCAACGAUCAUGAGAACAGUCAGGUUGCUAAUUUGACAGUCCCAUUCUUUUUAUAA